Fragaria vesca subsp. vesca is the source of this 2247-nucleotide messenger RNA. RefSeq lists its product as uncharacterized. Gene Ontology annotation, molecular function: protein binding. Lineage: Eukaryota; Viridiplantae; Streptophyta; Magnoliopsida; Rosales; Rosaceae. The record is from RefSeq and is a predicted model, not a curated record. The transcript is spliced from 7 exons. Bases 37 to 2247 code for a protein of 736 amino acids.
UGCAGUUGACCCAAAGUUGAAUCAGAUAGGAACUCAAUGGAAGCUACAGUUGCCCCAAAUGCAAUCGUUCUUGAAGUUCUCAACAAAAAUAACUACCAAGAAUGGAGUGUUUGGGUCAGAACCUACUUGGUGGCUCAUGAUCUUUGGGACAUUGUCGAAAACGGCAUUGACCCAAAAUCAAGUCAAAACGAAUCUAAAUAUCUGAGGAAGAAGAAUGCCCAAGCUCUGCACGCUAUUCAGAUUUCUUGCGGACUGGCAGCUUUUUCUUUGAUCAAGAAUGUCACUAGUGCCGGAGUUGCCUGGGCUACCUUGUUGACUGCAAACCAACAGCAAGAAUUGUCAAGAUCGCAAGGUUUUCUAUACGAUACAGGAUUUGAGUUUGAUCCCAACACAUUCCACAAGUGUGUGCCUUUCAUUGAAGCUGUGAAGCAAGGUCAUUGGGAAGCAGCAUACGAGUUGUAUAAGAAGAAUCCCGAUACAAUAAGAGCAAGAAUUCCAAUUUCAGGAAGGACAAUUCUUCACAUCGCAACUGAUGCUGGACGCCCGCAUAUAGUGGAACAAUUGGUGCACUUGAUGCCACAAGAGUACUUGGAAAUAAGAGGAAAUGAUGGUAUGACAGCUCUAGCUGCGGCUGCAAGUAAAGGAUUGACUCGAAUGGCUAAAUGCAUGGUUUCAAAGAACAAGAGAAUUCUUAGCAUUGGGGAUGCUUCAAAUAGAAUUCCACUUGUACUAGCUUAUCGCAUGGGUCAUCUGAAUAUGGCUCGCUAUCUAUAUUGUGUUACUCCACGGGAAGAUUUAAUGCCAGAGACAGGUCCAAAUGGCGCUACAAUUGUUUCUGAAUGUUUCAAUGAGAAAAAAUAUGAUAUUGCCUGGGCUUUAAUACAGCGUUUCCCGCGCCUGGCCAUAUCCAAAGACCAUUAUGAUAUAACCCCUUUUUAUGCAUUGUCGGGUGUGCCAUCAGCAUUUCCGAGUGGAAUGAAGCUCAGAUUCUGGCAGCAAUGGAUCUAUAACUGUAUAAAGAUACAUCCUGCUCCUUUGGCUGCCAAUGAUAUUUAUAUAAAUGUUGGUAACAUGGAAAAUGAUGAAGCUAACAGAAGAGAUUUCCGAUCAGUUUCAGGUAUUUGUCAUAUUAUACUUGCUGCUGUUCUCAGGAUAUCGGGAAUAAGCCACCUACGGGACAUGAAACUGAUUCAUAAACGAUCUCAGGAGUUUUUGGUUCACAUGUGCGAGACGAUAAAAAAUUUAGACCUGAGAGAAACGCAAACUGUUGGUGUACAAAAUGCUAUUUUCCAAGCCGUCGAACGAGGGAUUUCUGAGUUCAUUGUUCAAAUAUUGAAGACAAAACCAGAACUUAUGCUGAUCACUAAUGAAAACAACAGGAGCAUAUUUCAUGUGGCAGUUGAGUACCGCCAAGAAAAGAUAUAUAAUCUUAUAUAUGGACUCCGUACGAAAGAUGUAUUUGCAACUCUUGUGGAUGUAUCGAACAACAGUAUGCUACAUAUGGCAGCAAUGCCCUCUUUUGGGCAGCUAAAUGGUAUUACGGGUGCAGCUCUGAAAAUGCAGAGAGAACUCCAAUGGUUCAAGGAGGUGGAGAGGAUUUUACCUUCCCAAUUACGGGAAAAAAUGAAUCACUCUGAUUGUAAGAAACCGCGCGAGCUGUUUACCAUCCACCACAAGCAGUUAGUGGAGGAGGGAGAAAAGUGGAUGAAGGAUACAGCACGGUCUUGUUCUGUCGUUGGGGCUCUCAUUGUAACCAUUAUGUUUGCUGCAGCGUUCACAGUUCCGGGAGGCAAUAAUCAAGUAACAGGAAUUCCCAUAUUCGUUGAUGACAAGAUAUUUAGUCUUUUUAUAAUCUCAGAUGCUAUGUCACUCUUUUCCUCCACAACUGCAUCAUUGAUGUUCUUGGAAAUCCUGACAUCACGCUAUGCAGAAGAAGAUUUCCUCAAGUCUUUGCCGCAAAAGAUGUUAAUUGGCCUUCUUAGCCUAUUUCUCUCUAUCAGUACCAUGAUGCUAGCAUUUUGUGCUGCACUUCUCAUUAUGCUUCAAGGAAAUCAGUGGACUGUCUUUCCAGUUAUAUCUCUUGCUACCAUUCCGGUCAUCUUAUUUGCUCUCAUGAAAAUUCGUCUCUUUGUUGAGAUUUUCAGCAAUACGUAUCUAUCAAGAGUGUUCAAUAGGCAUGUCAAACCUUGGUUAGAAAACGUUGAUGAUGUUGUGGAAGUGAAUGAACUUCAUAGGUUUUGCUUCUAA